Molecule: messenger RNA, 807 nt
Organism: Beauveria bassiana ARSEF 2860
Lineage: Eukaryota; Fungi; Ascomycota; Sordariomycetes; Hypocreales; Cordycipitaceae
Product: IgE-binding protein
Exons: 2
Coding region: 1-807 (268 amino acids)
Molecular function (GO): carbohydrate binding
Source: RefSeq, a predicted model, not a curated record
AUGCAUUUCUUACUCUUCGUCCUCAACGCGAUCCUCGCUGCAAACCUAUCUAGCGCGGUGUUUGUCUUGUCUGAUGAAGACAUUGACGACUGGUUACCUGGCCCCCUCGUCCAGCCUAGCAAGGAGUGCGGUCAAUCGUAUAAUCCCCACGAUUACGUGUGCCACAACGGAAGACUCUGCCCUGUAAUCAACGGCGAGCCGCUGGGCCUUUGCGGCCCCACCUGCUUCUCCAAGUAUAUGUACAUCUGCCACAACGGCACGAGACUGCUGACUCGGCCGCCGCUGCGCACGGGGUUUUCUACUCUACGCGCCGAGAACCCGCGAGAGCGCGAGGAGGUUGCCGGACAGAAGAAUUACACCAACGGCGUCGACGGCAAGCCCAUGACGGCUUGCGGACAUGCGUGGAACAUCGGCGGCAAUACAUGCAGCUACUGUCACACAAAGACGGUGCCGAAUUGCCCGUCAGGUAACCUGACGGCGCUGUCGAUGGCAAGAAACUCCAUGCUCGUCAUGGUGCCCGGCGGCCAGCGAUUCUUUCUGACCGCGGACUGGACGAUCGGGUACACCAGUGCUCAUUCGGCGUUUGAGCCGCCAGGAUCGACGAAGGCGGGGUUCAGGACGUACGCGGGAGGCGGAUUCUUCAACAAUUUGAACGGCGCGUGGGGGUGGGCGGCGUGCGGGCAAGGGGAGCAAAAGAGGCUGCAUGUGAGAAAUUCGACGAAUAGACAGGAACUGAAGGGCUGUACGGGGCUGAAUCUGCGGAUUGAGGAGUUUGAAGGUCUCAGACCGGCUUGGCAGUAUGAGUAG